Messenger RNA from Neodiprion fabricii, 2702 nucleotides. Its product is annotated as probable ATP-dependent RNA helicase DDX23. The transcript is spliced from 10 exons. The record is from RefSeq and is a predicted model, not a curated record. Bases 178 to 2592 code for a protein of 804 amino acids. Gene Ontology annotation, cellular component: catalytic step 2 spliceosome. Lineage: Eukaryota; Metazoa; Arthropoda; Insecta; Hymenoptera; Diprionidae. Gene Ontology annotation, biological process: mRNA splicing, via spliceosome. Gene Ontology annotation, molecular function: RNA binding; RNA helicase activity; ATP binding.
UCUUUCUACAAUUUUUUAUUCUGUGUUCCAGGACGUCGAGAAAACGUUGUUCCAUUUAUUCGUUGAAUAGGUUAAAUAUUAAUUAUACAGUUUCACGAUGGCCUAAAGAAAGUUGUUUCAUGCGCGAUAACUGUCUCUGUUGACUCGAAGCUAAGGAACAAGGGUUACUUCUCUGCCAUGGUUCACGAGAAAAAACCUGUCAGGCGGAGUAGAUCCAGAGAAAGGGAUAGAGAACGCGAGAGAGAACGUGAGCGACGAGAAACGAGGGAGCGACGGAGAUCGAGAAGCCGAUCCAAGGAUCGGAAGAAGGACAGGAAGCGUUCAAAGUCUCGAGAACGUUCACGCGAGCGAGACAGAUCUCGGGAGAGAGAUUCAGACAGAACGAGAGAACGAGAGCGGUCCAGGGAGAGAGAGAAGUCGAGGGAACGUAAAGAUGGUAAGGAUCGAGGUAAAGAUGAGAAAAAACAUAAACUCAGUCCAAUGUUUUCUGUGGAAGAUGAUGCUAGAAGGGAAAGCAGAAGUGAUGUUAAAAAAAGUGACGAUGAAACAGAGGAAAAACCAAAGUUGCCCGCCAAGGCUGAGCCCCUCAGCUUGGAGGAAUUGUUGGCAAAAAAGAAGGCUGCAGAAGAAGCAAGAGCUAAGCCCAAGUUUUUGAGUAAAGAAGAACGUGCUGCACUAGCUCUGAAAAAAAGACAGGAGGAAGUUGAUUCCAUCAGGAAACGACAGGAAGAAGAAAGGAAAAAUGCUUUUAAAAACGAUGGGCCUAGCACUGGCAAAGACAGGGAUCGUGAAUGGGAUGAUCGAGACAAGCGUAGAGAGGCAGCGCGAUCCAGAGACGACGAGGUCAAAGACAAAGACAAAGAAAAGGAGGUAGAGGCAAUCAAAGAACGCUACUUGGGAUUAAUUAAAAAGAAGCGUAGAGUGAGAAGGUUAAACGAUCGAAAGUUUGUGUUUGAUUGGGACAUUUCCGAGGAUACUUCGGUGGAUUAUAAUAACAUAUACAAGGAACGACACCAGGUGCAAUUUUUUGGUCGUGGAAAUCUUGCUGGAAUUGAUAUAAAGGCACAGAAGCGAGAUCAAAGUAAAUUCUAUGGUGAAUUGUUGGAAAAAAGACGUACUGAUGCUGAAAAAGAACAAGAAAAAAUGCGGCUGAAGAAAGUUAAGAAGAAGGAAGAGAAACAAAAAUGGGAUGAUCGUCACUGGUCUGAGAAAUCAAUUGAGGAAAUGACAGAGAGAGAUUGGCGAAUAUUUCGUGAAGACUAUAAUAUAACAAUAAAAGGUGGCCGCAUUCCUGAUCCCAUACGAUCUUGGAAAGAGUCUGGUUUUCCUAAAGAAAUUUUGGAUAUUAUUGAUAAAGUUGGCUAUAAAGACCUAACGCCAAUUCAAAGACAGGCUAUUCCUAUUGGACUACAAAAUCGAGACAUUAUUGGUGUUGCGGAAACUGGUUCUGGUAAAACGUUGGCUUUCCUAAUUCCCCUGCUCCUUUGGAUUACAAGUCUUCCGAAAAUUGAGAGACUUGAAGAAGCCGACCAAGGACCUUACAGUAUAAUUCUAGCCCCGACUCGUGAAUUGGCCCAGCAGAUUGAAGAGGAAACUAACAAAUUUGGACAACCCCUUGGCAUCAGGGUUGUUGUUGUUGUUGGUGGUCUAUCAAGAGAAGAGCAAGGGUUCAGAUUACGAAUGGGUUGUGAGAUAGUCAUCGCUACCCCUGGUAGAUUGAUAGAUGUCCUGGAGAAUCGAUAUUUGGUUUUGAAUCAGUGCACAUAUAUUGUUCUCGACGAAGCUGAUAGAAUGAUAGACAUGGGAUUUGAACCAGACGUUCAAAAGAUCCUGGAAUACAUGCCGGUGACAAAUUUGAAACCAGACAACGAAGAUGCUGAGAAUGAAGAAAAAUUGUUGGCCAAUUACAAUACUAAGAAAAAAUACCGACAGACUGUGAUGUUCACGGCUACAAUGCCCGCAGCUGUUGAACGACUUGCCAGAACAUAUCUCAGGAGACCUGCUGUCGUCUAUAUCGGCAGCGUCGGAAAACCAACGGAAAGAACAGAGCAAAUAGUUCAUAUAAUGGGAGAGGCAGACAAGAGAAGAAAGCUAAUGGAAAUACUGAGCCGUGGUGUCGAGCCGCCUGUUAUUAUAUUCGUAAACCAAAAGAAGGGUGCCGACGUUUUGGCAAGAGGACUUGAGAAACUUGGGUACAAUGCCUGCACUUUGCAUGGUGGCAAAGGUCAGGAACAAAGAGAAUACGCCCUCGCAUCUCUCAAAGGUGGUAGCAAGGAUAUUUUGGUUGCCACGGAUGUUGCUGGUCGUGGUAUCGACAUCAAAGAUGUAUCAAUGGUUAUAAAUUACGACAUGGCUAAAACUAUCGAAGAUUACACUCAUCGUAUCGGUAGAACCGGACGUGCGGGAAAAGCCGGUCUUGCUAUAUCUUUCUGCACAAAGGACGACAGCCACUUGUUCUACGAUUUAAAACAGACUAUUCUGGGCAGUCCUAUCUCUACGUGCCCACCGGAACUACUCAAUCAUCCCGACGCCCAGCAUAAGCCUGGUACUGUGGUCACCAAGAAGAGGCGGGAAGAGAAGAUAUUUGCAUAAAUGUAUUACGUUUCCUUCUUUAAUGUUUACAAUUCAAUUCAAUCUUUUACAUGUGAUUGAGUCCGUCGAUAAUAUUUUACAAUAAAUUUCAUGUGUACAUUUGCAAUAGA